Messenger RNA from Poecilia latipinna (sailfin molly), 9347 nucleotides. Its product is annotated as glutamate receptor ionotropic, delta-1-like. The transcript has 16 exons. Gene Ontology annotation, molecular function: signaling receptor activity; ligand-gated monoatomic ion channel activity. The coding region runs from base 10 to 3000 and encodes 996 amino acids. Lineage: Eukaryota; Metazoa; Chordata; Actinopteri; Cyprinodontiformes; Poeciliidae. Gene Ontology annotation, biological process: monoatomic ion transport. The record is from RefSeq and is a predicted model, not a curated record. Gene Ontology annotation, cellular component: membrane.
UGCGAGCUGAUGAACCAGGGCAUCCUGGCGCUGGUCACCUCGACGGGCUGCGCCUCGGCCAGCGCCCUGCAGUCCCUGACGGACGCCAUGCACAUCCCGCACCUUUACAUCCAGAGGAACGGCGACGGCUCCCCCAGGACGGCCUGCCAGUUCAACCCGAGCCCCGGCGGGCAGCGCUACACGCUGGCAGCCCGGCCGCCCGUACGCCUCAACAACGUCAUGCUGACGCUGGUGGAGGAGCUGCGCUGGCAGAAGUUCAUCGUGUUUUACGACAUAGAGUACGAUAUCCGCGGCCUGCAGGGCUUCCUUGAUCAGACGUCCCGUCAGGGCGUUGACGUUGCGUUGCAGCGGGUGGACAGGAACAUCAGCAAAGUCUUCACCAACCUGUUCACCACCAUGAGGACGGAGGAGCUGAAUCGGUACCGGGACACGUUACGCAGAGCCAUCCUUCUGCUCAGCCCGCAGGGGGCGCACACGUUCAUCCAGCAGGCUGUGGAAACAAAUUUGGCCUCCAAGGACAGUCACUGGGUGUUUGUAAAUGAGGAAAUCAGCGACACGGAGAUCCUGGAGCUGACCCACAGCGCGCUGGGGCGCAUGACUGUGAUCCGACAGAUUUUCCCCCUGUGGAAGGACAGCAGCACCCGGUGCAUGAGGCAGAACCACCGGAUCUCGUCGCUGCUGUGCGACCCGCAGGAAGGAUACCUGCAGAACCUGGAGGUGUCCAACCUCUACCUGUACGACAGCGUGCUGAUGCUGGCCAACGCUUUCUACAGGAAGCUGGAGGACAGGAAGUGGCACAGCAUGGCGAGCCUAAACUGCAUCCGGAAGUCGACCAAGCCGUGGAACGGAGGCUGGUCAAUGCUGGAGACCAUUCAGAAGGGGAACAUCACAGGUCUGACAGGAAUCAUGGACUUCAAGGAGAGCGGCUCAAACUCCCACGUCCAGUUUGAGAUCCUCGGCUCCAGUUUCAGUGAGACCUUCGGCAAAGACAUCAAAAGGCUGGCGACAUGGGACUCGGUUCACGGGCUGAACGGCAGCCUGAAGGAGAGUCGCAUAGAGAACGGGAUGCAAGGGCUGACGGUUAAAGUGGUCACUCUGUUGGAGGAUCCUUUCGUCAUGGUGGCAGAGAACAUCCUCGGGCAGCCCAAGAGAUAUAAAGGAUUCUCCAUCGACGUCCUGGACGCCCUCGCGAAGAUCCUGGGCUUUAAAUAUGAGAUCUACCAGGUCGCAGACAGCAAAUACGGCUCUCAGCUUCCCAACGGCUCCUGGAAUGGGAUGAUUGGGGAUCUCAUCAACAAGAGAGCCGACCUCGCCGUGUCGGCCAUUACCAUCACGCCGGAGAGGGAGAACGUGGUCGACUUCAGCAAGCGCUACCUUGACUACAGCGUCGGCAUCCUGCUGCGAAAACCCGAAGAGAAGAUCAACAUCUUCUCCCUGUUUGCGCCGUUCGACCUGGCCGUGUGGGCCUGCAUCGCAGCCGCCAUCCCGGUGGUGGGAGUGCUCAUCUUCCUACUCAACAGGUUGCAGGCUCUGCGCUCCUCCUCCUGCUCCUCCUCCCAGAAUGCACCACCGGGCCAUCUGUCCAACGGAGUGGGUUCGGGCACGCUGCACAGCGCCAUCUGGAUUGUUUAUGGAGCAUUUGUUCAGCAAGGAGGUGACGGCAUGGUCGGCUCGGUGGCGCUGCGGAUCGUCAUGGGCAGCUGGUGGCUCUUCACGCUCAUCGUGUGUUCGUCGUACACGGCCAACUUGGCGGCGUACCUCACCGUGUCACGCAUGGACCACGCCAUACGGUCAUUCCAGGACUUGGCGAGGCAGAUCGACGUGGAGUACGGCACAGUGAGAGACUCUGCCGUCUACGACUACUUCAGGAAUAAAGGCACCAACCCUCUGGAGCAGGACAGCACGUACGCAGAGCUGUGGAGGACCAUCAGCAAGAACGACGGCAUGGACUACUCCGUGUCCAGCCCGUCAGAAGGCAUCCGCAAGGCAAAGAAGAGUCCUUACGCUUUCCUGUGGGACAUGGCGGUGCUGGAGUACGCGGCGCUGACGGACGACGACUGCACCAUCACGGUUUCAGGAAACAGCAUGAGCAGCAAAGGCUACGGCAUCGCCAUGCAGCACGGCAGCCCGUACAGAGACCUCUUCUCUCAGAAGAUCUUGGAGCUGCAGGAGAAAGGCGACCUGGACAUCAUGAAGCAGAAGUGGUGGCCGCGCACCGGCCGCUGCGACCUCAGCAGCCACGCCAGCGCCCAUCCCGACGGCCGCUCCCUCAAGCUGCACAGCUUCGCUGGCAUCUUCUGCAUCCUGGCCGCCGGCCUCUUGCUGGCCUGCCUCGUGGCCGGCUUGGAAGCCUGGUGGAACAGCAACCGCUGCCGGCAGGAGCAGCCCAAAGAGGUCACUAAGGAUUACAGACUGGCAAGGGUUUCUGGUCCAUUGACAUAUAAUGACAUUACAACUGCUUCAUCGGAGGGGAGGAGGGACAUUUGGACAGACAGAGAGAGAGGCUGGGAUGAAGCAGAAGCAAUUGAUACAGGACAAGGAGGUGAAUCUGGAACAGGUGCAUCGUCGUAUGAACAGUCUUUUGGACGAGGACUUGGCCCACAAGCAGAUCCCCGGUCCCUCUAUCGAGAUCUCUGCGCUGGACAUCGGCAGCAUGCAGCCCAGCCAGGCCUCUCUGGUACCGGGGCCGGAGUCCGUGCGGGACUACCCGCCCUCGGCCCUCACUGUGACCACCUACCUGCCCGGGGAGGGACCCCCACCUCCCCCUCUUCCCCACCCUCACCAUGGGGGGACCCUAGGCAGGACACUGCCCCCGUCCCAGGGCCCUGGCAGCACCACGUUGCCCCCGCACCACCCUCUCAGCAGCACCAGCCUCAGCGGCACCAUGCAGUGCAAACACCGGGCUCCCAACGGGGGGCUCUUCCGGCAGAGCCCUGGCAAGACACCCAUGCCAAUGUCCUACCAGGCAGUCUCCGCAGGACCCAUACCCGAAGCCAUUGAUCCCUCCCACAGUACAUCCAUAUAGAGACAGGAUGGGACGGGGGUGGAGGGGUGCGGGUGGCGGCCGCUCUGGACUUUACCCAGGUCGGCAUGGUAGGUGGGUUGGGCAGCUUUAGAAGGGAAAAACAUGUAUAAAUUAAAAACAUUUUGUAUCCUACCAUCCGUUCAGAGAAUACGUUUAAAAGAGGGAAAAAAUGGGUAUAUGUGGGGUUUGUGGAGCGCGAGGGAGGGGCCCGGGGCGGGCAGAUGGGUUCUGGGCAGGCUGUAAUUUUUUUCUGUACAUAUCUGUAAAUAUCGAGACAAUGAGUGAGGUCAAAGUGUAUUUUGAAUAUUCUCAAUUUUUGAAGUUGAGUUAUAAAACACAAAAAAGAUAAAAAAAUCUAUAUCUAUACAUUGAUGAAACGUUCUGACUGUUUGAAUGGCUUUGUAAAUUUUGUUCAAUUAAAAACAAUGACGCGGAUUUCAUCGUGAUUGUUUUCCAAGUGCCGAAAUUAAACGAUGUCUCUCGCCACAACUCAUCAGUGUAAAACGACUACCCAUGAUGCACUGCUGUAGGGGACGUUGUAGUGUUGGACACCCACUGUUAUGCACCUCUGUACCAAACCUAUAUCCAGUAUACCUUCAGACGCAUCGGACAAAAAUUGUCACUUUUCCCCCCCAUUUGUGUUACUAUAAAAUAGACUUGGUUUUUUAUUUUAUUUUCAUUUCAAAGCUGAGGUCGACAUCUGUUCUUUUUUUUUUUUUUGUUCCAUCCACUGUAAACGGUGUUUGUAUGAGGAAGAGAUGUUUUUGUUUGACACAGAUGAAUACAUUGUUUAUAUGGACAUUUUCUAUUUGCCGUCACUUUUUAGAAAGAUGAAUGGAAGGAAUAGUGGAGCAAGAAAAGGUGAAGACUUCAGGCUGUGAUCACACAGACGCUGCUUGUAAUUCGAGGGAGAACUUCCACUUUAUCGCUGUUAGACUUUGGGUCCCUUCAGGUUUCUAAUUAGCGGACGAAGGUGACAAUUUGGGUUUUUACAAUAUAAUCAAGAAAAUUUGCUCUUCAAGUGGAAUAUAUCCAGCUUUGACUUGUUUAGAGAUGUGCUGAUCGGGUUUAUCAAAGCUAACUGACUGAAUUUGACUGAUCACUAUUUCUUCCCCCCCGUCUGAAAUAUGACAAAACAAAGGAGAGGGUGCUUGAUGCAGAAAGCAGAAACCGAUUACAAUUAAUGCAUAAAUGUACAUGCCUGAAACUUUUAUCCUUUCUUUUACUCAAAUGCCCAUAAAUGAAGAUGCUACAUUCCAAUAAGAGUUCUUAAUUUUGUUGCAUUUAACCAAUGGAGCAAGAAAGUCCUUUUUUUCUUUUUCAGUAUUUCACCAAGAAGAACCUGACAAUUAACACCUCCCUACACAUUUUAAUAGGAUAAUCUGCUAACGUAUAAAGUAUGACAUAUUUUUGUUUCUAAUCCCGGUAAGAAGCUAACAACCUGACUUGAUAAUCAAAUGUAAGCAUCAGCAAUAUGAUUUGUUUCCUACAUGUUUACUACUCUUUUAAACAAGUUUUACCGUCUUGUGGCGACAGUAUCUGCACAACCAAAUUCAAACUAAAGAGAAUGACUAGAUCCAUUUUAGUUUUCCCCCAAUCCGAGGCCUGAGCAGCUGGAGUCCUGAAUGUUUUGGAUGUUUCCCUCAUUCAACAAUCCCACUUCAAAUGAAUAGUUUAUUAGUGGGUCUCUGCAGAGCUGGACGGCAUGCUGAGGAAGGUAAUUCAGCAAUUGGAGUUGGAGCCGACCCAUCUUAAACCUGCCAGGCAUCUGCCCUUGAGGACUGGAAUGGGAUUUUGCUGAUAUAAAUGCUUUAAAACCAGAAGGUAACAUUUAUUCCUGUUGCUCAUCCUCCGCAUCCAUCCAUGAUGAACCGUAUACAUUGGCUUAACCAGAAGUAUAGAAUGGAAAAAAUAUUGUGCUUCUUUUUCACAAUAGUAUAUUUAACUCUGUUUCUUAUAGAGAAACAUGAGCUAUUAGCUGGUUAUCAGGCUAUCUGCUCUGGUAGGACUAUCAGUCAGCUGGUAGGAGGUUCCCAAUUAUGGUUUAAUAUUACUUUAAUCAAUAGGAAGAACCUGGAAUACCUUAUCAGUGAUAGUCUAACACUUAUCCAGUAGUGGUUUAAAAAUGUUCAUAUUUUUAUUCAUCCAACUGCGAAUUUCAAAGAUCUUCGUUAUUCUAAGAAAAUCCAUCAUCAGCAUUCUUGAGGCCAUGUGUGAAACUAUCAAAUUAAAGCUCCAAAUAUUUACAAACUUACCAGAUGUUGAAAAACAAAAGAAAAAAAAAAAACAAAAACAUGUUAUUUUCUUUUUAAUUGCCAGAAGUUUCAUUUCCAACCUAUAAUUCAUUAAGAACCAACACAGUUGAGGUUGGUCCAUAAAAUGUUGCAGGUGAUCAACAAUGCAGACAAAAAAGCCCAUUUCUGUCAACUGGAACUUGGAUGGAAAUUUUUUUUUUCCCUGAUCAAAUUGAGCUGUAAACACAAUUCCAGCCCCAGUAUGCCAAAGCUUGUAGAAAACGACCCAAUCUCGAGUUAUUAUGCAAAUGUGAAGCAAAAGUAUCAGGCAGCAGUGGCUAGUCCUGAGCACAGCCUGUCUCUCACCUUUAGCUUAGUGUAAUUAACCAGAAUAUUAAAAUGAUAUAAAUAUGUUUUUUUUUUCUACCAGAGAAGUUAUUGUCACUUUUAUUGAGGUUUUUCUCAGUAUUUAUUCUUAUCAGGAAAGAGGGCAAAAUGACCAAGGCCUCCUAUUCCCACAAGUCAUUCCUAAUGAGGUCCAUUAUCACCUGAGGGGAUGACGGAGGGCGUCAUUAUCCAAAGUGCAAUCACAGGCUCACGAUGGAGGCAAUUCAGCAGGUGCCAUAUCCCACAGCUAUUUGGAAAACAGAGGAAGUUUUACCGCGUUUGCCGAAUGUUUUUUUUUUCCCUCUUCUUCUUCUUCCUCCUCAGAAUAUCAUAACGAGCCUUGAAAGAAAACUGUUUAAGAGGAAAUCUAAAGCCCACUCUUCACCCCCGGCAUUUUUGCUGUCAUAAGUGCGAUUAAUGUGCAUUUAUAGGCCUAAUGAGUUUUGACUUCAUUUUCAUUUGCCAGAGUGGGCUGCUUGGAAGCCUGCUGAUCGCUCACGGUAGAGUUUUCAGGACAUUAGCAGCCAGAAAGCAGCAAGGAGCAGACCGACUCGCCUUUGACGGGUUCCCCAUUCCUCACGCGCUAAUGUGCAAAAGAAGAAAUAAAGAGACUUUGACUUGCAGGAACGAAGGGCCUCCUUUCUGGAGAUGGGACAUCAGGUUUGAUUUUUUUUUUUUUUUUGCUGCAGAAAGUAGAUGUAUCCCACAAAUCUAACAAGACGUUCUAUGUUUUGUUGAUGAUAUUGAUGUUAUUUAAACUGCUUGUUUCUUUUUGUGCUGUCUCCACUUGUCCACCUUGACAAGGACGAAGAUUGUAGAUGGAUUACAGUAAAACCCGUUUUGUAUCUAAGCAAUUGGGGUUUGAUAGGAAACUAACUGGAGUCUUUUAGGCUCUUUUACUGCAUCGCUUUACUCUUUUUGCUGGAAUUUCCUUCAUUGACACACACAUUCAAGCCCACAUGAAGAAAAAUUCUCAAGACGGUUUUGAAUCCAGUCAAAAAAAGAAAAAAAAAAAGACAAUCAUGUCUGAAAUGUGGCCAUUCAGAAUCUGCAUUUUACUGGUUAAACUGUGAAUUUAUCAGCUACCUUGAAGAUGUCCAGAUCAGAGCAAGGUAAAGAUGCUAUCAUAAAAAGUAAGAUAACGUGUUCACAAAUCAGAGCUAAUAUGGUAAUACUGAGAUUAAUGCAAAACAAACUGCUUCAGAAAUGUGUUUAGAAAAACAAGCUAGGUGGUGUGAAGGCACCGUUGAAGACGACUCACAAUUCGGAAAAAAAAACUUAAUUUGUUCAUUUAUUAGUUCAGGAGUGUCUAAGACACGAUUUAGUCCUCAACAGGUCUUAAACUAAGAUGAAUGCCACCACUCGAUACUGGACAGCUAUGUCCAACCCUCCUGUUCUCAAUAGAUUUCGGAGGGAGCGUAGAAUAUUAGCAAUUUUUGCUUAAAAUGACUAAUGUAUCUGCCUGUGUACAUGAGCCACUUCAGCCUCCCAGACAAGCCCAUCCUCUUAUUUAAACUACAGUGAACUCCUGCCUAGUCCCCGUUCAGUAUAUUCUGUAAAACUCCAAAUUACUUGUGGAAACUUUGCCCGCUCAGUGAGUGUUUUCAUAGGGACUAUCAAAACAUUUAGAAGAAAGAUUAGGAAGCUGAACUACCAAGGUGCACAAUUAUUGGUUGAAGUCUGCAAGGCAGCCAAUCCAGAAGCACCGUUUGUUUCCCUUGGCGCCGCCUAGCCGUACUCCCAAGAGCAGAGAUACGGAAGAUGUUAGUUUCUGCAGUAGCGCUAACAUCAUUUAUACUGUGUGAAUUAAUGCAUAUUAAGGUAUAUUUGGUGUUUGAUAUAAUAAAACAGACAAUUAUAAGGUUUUUUAGAGGGGAUCUCAAAUAUCAAUGGAUUUUCCUACCCUUAACGAAUACUGGGAGUCCACUAUAAGUUAAACUCAACCUCAACUGACUCUUCACUGUAGCUCUUUAGAUGGGACACUGGUUUAUACAUAUGAAGAAGAGAAGGGAGAGAGGAUAGAAAAAAAGAAUCAAGGGAUUUCUCACUAGGAUAUCAACGCAGAUGUUUGUAUCCUGAAAGUCAAAUUAUUCACACGGGGAAAACACCAGAUCUCUCUUCACUGUAUCUCUUUAAAACAAGCUUUACGUCCCUGUCACCUUUCUUCUUCCAUUCAUGAUUUGACCUGCCACAUUCUUCGUACAAUCUGGGUGCAGCCUAAACUCUGGCUGGGAUUAUCGCAGAGACCCAUACCCGACCUGAGAGAAAUGUAUACGUCCCACAGACUUUGCAGUGGAGUGCAAUCAGGUGUAAUUUAGGUCACAACUACAAAUGUUGAAUUACAUUAUAGAACAUUUGAACAAUUGGCCAUGUUCCCAAGAAUAGACAUCAAGGAAUCGAGGCCUAUCUGCAACUUUCCUUUGAACAGAGCAGGCCAAAGUAGAGAUGUUCCACUAUGACUCACUUCACCAUGUUUAGAGGAAACAAAACACUGCAUAACAGCACCGUGGUGGACGGGAUGUGGGACUUGUCUUACAGCCACAGGCUCUGGACACUUCACAGUUGAUGGCUGAACCAUGAACUCUGCUGUGCACCAAUGUGUUCUAGAGUCAAAUGUAAGGCCAUCUGUCUGACAGCUGAAGCCUGUUUCAAGCAUGGUCGUCAGCAGUAUAAUGAUGCCAAACAAAGACAAAGACAAAAAUACAAGAGAAUGACCAAAAAGAGAAGAAUCAAGCUGUUGCUGUGGCUCAGUCAAAGUCUAGACCUCAUCCUGUUUGAAACAUAAUUGCGGGACAUUUAGAGAGGUGGACUAAGCACGAAGUUCGGUGAAUUGAAAGAAGAGUGGGGCACAAAAUUAGACAGGAAAUCAAAGUUAUUGGUGUCUAAAGUGAAUCUAUAAACUAAGAGUGAACCUAGAGCUUCCACACAGCACUUUAAUGAUUUAGUUUGUUUUCUAAAUAAUUAUUAGAUUACCCAAUGUGUUGUUGUUAAUCUGAGGUGGUAUUAAUCUAAUUUUAAGGUGUGACGAGGACCAAAUGAGAAAUUCAUGUGCCGGAAAAUGUAAAACGUGUUAAACUACAGUCUGAUAACCUCGUAGUACAAACGUAACUGGUGUUAAUCAAGAGGGUUAUUGUGGUGAUUUAGAACUAAAAUAACAUUUUUAGUUUCAUCAUCAUCUCAUUAUCUCUUCUUUGAACUCAGACUGAGACGAGUGGCAGAACCAAGUGAAAAUUAGGGGAUUCGUCAUGUUCAGCUUUUUACUCAUUUCGUUAUAUUUUGUGCUGAUUAGAUAUCCAUGAAUAUUUUUAAAUAUUUGAAAAGUGGGCACUUCUUCAGUCGGCAGGGCAGAACGUGUACGAUGCAUAUCACUGUGCUAAAGUGGAUCGGUCAAAGUGGAUCCCGUCUUAAACAGACUCCACAUUGAUGUUUUCUAUCGGUGUCAGUUGUUGAUCUUGUGUUUCGGUUUGCCCUUCAAUCUGUGCUUCACAUCCCGACUGAGUGAAGACCCCGAGGUUACGGUUGGUCAGAUACGCAGAGGUGGAUUUUCUGUUCAAACUCCAGCGCCCUGAAACGAGAUGACGACACAAACUGUUAAAGCUGACCGUCUGUCACGAGUCCAUCUCUGAGGGAAAUCCUUAUUUUAUUUAUGAAUAUGCUGCUUGGAGUUUCUUAAUCUUUAAUAAAGAAAUAUGGUUUACACA